GUGUUCCGGGAUCUGUGCCUGGCCUGUGCGGAAAGCACCUGCCUCCCACGUGGCCUCACCCAACCAGAGGGGAUUUCCGGCGACUCUCCAGCCGGCCUUUCAAGGAAAAUGAAAGUGAAAGGGAGAAGUGGAGGUUUCAGAGCUGAGCAGAUCGCUGCGCCAUGAAGCCCCUGUCUCUGCUCCUCUCCAUGGCUUUGGGCUUGGUGACCGCCGUCUCGGCGGGACCCGCGGUGAUAGAGUGCUGGAUGGUGGAGGACGCGGGCGGGGGCCGCCUGACCAAGAAACCCGCCGCACUGCUGCUGCGCCAGGGCCCAGGGAGACUACCUCCCCGGCCGGACCUCGAACCCGAGCUCUACCUCAAAGUGCGCGACCCCGCGGGAGCCCUGCAGGCUGCCUUCAGGCGGUACCCCUCGGACGCCCCUGCGCCACACUGCGAGAUGAGCCGCUACCUCCCGCUCCCUGCCUCAGCGAAUUGGGCCAGUGGCUUGACCCCGGAGCAGAGCUGCCCUCGGGCCCUGGAUGGGACUUGGCUCAUGGUCAGCGUGUCCAGCCCGAUCUUAAGUCUCUCCAGCUUCCUGAGACCAGAGUCCGAGCCUCAGCCGGAACCUAAUCUCAUCACCAUGGUAACAGCUGUGCUGACUGUCCUCACCCACACCCCCACCCCUCGGAUCCGACUGGGACAAGAUGCUCUGCUGGACUUGAAGUUUGCCUACAUGCCCCCCACCUCUGAGGCCGCAACAUCUCUGGCCCCAGGUCCCCCUCCCUUUGGGCUGGAGUGGCGACGCCAGCACCUGGGCAAAGGGCACCUACUCCUGGCUGCAACGCCUGGGCUGAGUGAGCAAAUGCCACCUGCCCAAGAGGGGGCAGUGGCAUUUGCUGCUUGGGAUGAUGAUGAGCCGUGGGGUCCGUGGACUGGAAAUGGGACCCUCUGGCUGCCUGCAGUGCAGCCCUUCCAGGAGGGCACCUAUCUGGCCACUGUACACCUGCCAUACCUGCAAGGGCAGGUCGCUCUGGAGCUUGCUGUACAGAAGCCACCCAAAGUAUCCCUGACACCGGCACCUCUUGUAUGGGCUACUCGGGGGGAGGCACCCCCCCAGUUGCAAUGCCUCGUGUCCCACUUCUAUCCCUCUGAGGGUCUGGAAGUGGAGUGGGAGCUCCGGGGUGGCCCAGAGGGCAGCUUUCAGAAGGCUGAGGGGCAGAAGUGGCUCUCUGCCCUGCUCCACCACUCAGAUGGCACCGUCAGCCUCUCCGCGCACCUGCAGCCGGUCCCCAUAACUGCCGAGCAUCAUGGGGCACGCUAUGCCUGUCGUGUCCACCACCCCACCCUGCCGGCCUUGGGGCGCAGCGCAGAGGUCACCCUGGAGGUGGCAGGUCUGUCUGGGCCCACCCUGGAGGAUGGUGUAGGCCUCUUCCUGUCUGCCUUUCUCCUCCUCGGGCUCAUCAAAGCACUGGGCUGGGCUGCUGCCUACAUGUGUACUUCGAAGGAUUCAAAGGAGAAGAAAGCCCAGUGAGAACACUCACCACCAUCCUGGGGAAGCCACCGUCAUCUCUGGCUUGAGCUACUGUACUAGCUCCACCAAAUAGUACACCAUCAUCUGCUCAUGCUCCCUCCAACCUCUCUCUCUCCAAGGAGCGGCUGGAAUGCUUUUUUUAAAGGACACAAAUCUACAGCAUUUCCCUUCUUAGAGCUCUAAGGCAGUGGUUCUCGAUUUUUGUUGUUGUUGUUUUUCAUCUCCGGACCACUUAAAAACGGUCAGGAACUCUAAAGAAUCUUUGCUUAUGUGGGUUAUAAACUAGAUAUUAAUGAUACUAGAACUUAAAACUGAGAAAAAUUUAACACAAGAACACAUAAGCACGCAUUCCAUUAGCUGUGAGGACGAUGAGGUCAAUACUCAGCUGCUGGGAAACUCCACAGUACAUUGUUUUUAGAGAAUGAGAAUGAAAAAGGCAAGUAACAUUUUAGUAUUGUUAUGAAUAGCCUUAAUUUCAUAAACCCACUGAAACAGUCUCCAGGACCACUGGGACAGGCGUCACAUUUGGGGAACCAGUGCUCUAGAAGCUAAAUCCGUUCUUGUCCUGGCCUGUGCAUCUCCCACGUUGGAGCCACUGCUUGCCUCUUCAACCCCACCUCUGCCCUCCAGCCCUCCCCUCAAUGUUCACCACACCGAUGGCUAUUCCUUUUCUCCAACGGCUCCCACCUUCCCUGGUCUGUUCCCUUUGUCUGUUCUGCCCUCGCCCUCUCUGGGCUCCAGGACAGCCUCGUUAUUCCCUCAGACCGCUGCGUGUUCCUCCUGUGCGGUUCAUCAGUUGUAUUUAAGUGAUUGUACGAGUCGUUGUUAAAUGCCUGUCUCCCUUUCCGGACCGUCGGCUCCUCAAAGGCAAGGACGUGCCGGUCUGUCCACUGCUGUGUCCCCGCUGCGGCACAGGGCCGGGCGCCCACUGGAGGGCGCUCAUCAGAAGAAAUUAGUCUUUUUUACAUUCUAAGUAUUGAACAGCAAGUGUUGGGUCAGGUAACUACUGGACGAAGGAAGCGGCGGCUUGGCCUAGGGACGUCCGAGGGGCAGGACAGUCGGCCAGGCCGCUGGAAUAAAGUUAUGCUCUGGUGCUCCCAA
Messenger RNA from Prionailurus viverrinus (fishing cat), 2612 nucleotides. RefSeq names its product TAP binding protein (gene TAPBP). Gene Ontology annotation, cellular component: membrane. Bases 162 to 1511 code for a protein of 449 amino acids. Gene Ontology annotation, biological process: antigen processing and presentation of endogenous peptide antigen via MHC class I. The record is from RefSeq and is a predicted model, not a curated record. The transcript has 8 exons. NCBI's taxonomy places the organism in Eukaryota, Metazoa, Chordata, Mammalia, Carnivora, Felidae.